AUGGAAGACCCCAAAACAGAGAAAAUUGAUACUCCACGCAUCGAUGAGACCUCGAACGAGGCCGACAAUGAGUUUUAUGUGGAUCCAGUUAAGGAAGUGAAGCUUCUGGCGAAACUGGAUCUUGCAUUUACUCCCAUCAUCAUGUUGGUGUACCUCUCCUGCUUCUUGGAUCGUAGCAAUAUCGGCAACGUUAAAGUAGCUGGUAUGCUAAAGGACAUUCAUGCCACAGAUCAACAAUUCUCAACUGCCGUCUCCAUCUUCUACGCCACAUACGUGACAUUCGAGACUCCAGCCGCGGUUUUGAUGAAGAAACUCACGCCGCGUGUGAUAUUAGCGGCUCUGUGUUGUGUCUGGUCACUCACUACCAUCUUCACUAGUUUUGUCCAAAACAUUGGUGGACUAUAUGCUACGAGAUUGAUCCUGGGGGCUUGCGAAGCAGGUCUCUUUCCAUGCUUGAAUCUGUAUUUGACCAUGGUAUAUCGAAGGGAAGAACAGGCGAAGCGUGUAGCAUAUCUAUUUAGUUGUUCGGCGCUAUCGGGGGCAUUCGGUGGUUUGCUUGCUUAUGCUCUUCUUCAAAUGGAUGGGAUUUCCGGGGUGGCUGGUUGGAGAUGGGUCUACAUAAUUGAAGGAAUAUUCAGUAUACUAAUUGCUAUUGCGGUCUGGUUUGGGUUGCCUACCGAUCCAACCCAAGCUUGGUUCCUCAAUACUGAAGAGAGGGAAAUGAUGAGAUGCCGAAACUCCCAGAGAAGACAAUACCUUGGGUCUGAGAAAUUUGACUGGGCUGAAGUACGCAUUGCUCUCACAGAUCCAAAGUUAUACAUGAGUGGUCUUAUCCAAUUCAUGCAAGAUAUCCUCCUCUAUGGCUUUAGUACGUUCUUGCCAUCGAUCUUGAAAGCGAUGAAAUACGACACUCUCCAAAGCAAUUAUCUGACAAUCCCUGUAUACCUAUGGGGAGCCAUUUCAUUUCUGUGUAUAGCUUGGAUUUCAGAUAGAUAUCAGAUUCGAGGUCCCCUUGUGAUUUUCGCCAAUGUUUUCGGUAUCAUUGGUUACAUCCUGCUACUUACCGUGAAACAAAACGGAGUGAAAUACUUCGCCACCUAUCUGUGCGCUAUCGCCGUCUACGUCGGUCCAGGAAUAAACCGCAAGUCCCUCCUGACCUGGCUCAACGUAAACAUCGCCCCGCAUUACCGCCGCGCCACCGCAAUCGGUUUCCAACAGACCAUGGGCAACACGGCUGGAAUUGUAGCAGGCCAGAUUUACCGCACUGCGCCGUACAAGCUGGGGAAUAGCUUCUCGUUGGGCGCGCUGUGUCUUUCGCAGGUUUUGAUUGCCGGGAAAGUGAUUUAUGUGAGGAGGCAAAAUAAGCUGAAGGAUGAAAUUGGUAGUGGGAAGAGGGAGGAUACCAGGAAGGUCAGCACGGGGGAUAGGGAGUUGGAUUUCAAGUAUCAUAUAUGA
Lachnellula hyalina is the source of this 1455-nucleotide messenger RNA. Its product is annotated as putative transporter. Gene Ontology annotation, cellular component: membrane. Gene Ontology annotation, molecular function: transmembrane transporter activity. NCBI's taxonomy places the organism in Eukaryota, Fungi, Ascomycota, Leotiomycetes, Helotiales, Lachnaceae. Gene Ontology annotation, biological process: transmembrane transport. The transcript is spliced from 8 exons. The record is from RefSeq and is a predicted model, not a curated record. Bases 1 to 1455 code for a protein of 484 amino acids.